Messenger RNA from Cryptomeria japonica (Japanese cedar), 624 nucleotides. RefSeq lists its product as uncharacterized. The record is from RefSeq and is a predicted model, not a curated record. The coding region runs from base 1 to 624 and encodes 207 amino acids. The transcript has a single exon. Lineage: Eukaryota; Viridiplantae; Streptophyta; Pinopsida; Cupressales; Cupressaceae.
AUGGCAGAGGUUCUUGGGUGGUUCAAUUCAAAGAAGUGGGAAGAAGGGCUUUGGAAAGGUGUUCAAAUUGCAGCAAGAGUGAAUCCUCUAACACACUUGCAAUUUGCAGAUGAUACUUUUUUGGCAGGGGAUGUGUUAGCAAGGGAAGCUCGAGUCAUUAAGGAGACUUUGGAUAUGUAUGAAAAGGCUUCUGGUCAGAAAGUAAAUUGGUCCAAAUCUGAAAUUUUCUUUUUUAACACCAAACCAUGUAAACAGAGGGAGAUUUGCAGAAUUUUAGGCAUGAAAGUGGGGUUUCUUCCAGGUAAAUAUUUAGGAAUUCCUUUUUUCGGGGGUGCAAAUAAGUCUGAUCUGUGGAAAAAUCUGAUUGAUAGCUGCAUAAAUAGAAUGGAUGGGUGGAAAAGCAGGUGGCUUACUUCAAUUGGAAGAAUUUUAAUGUUAAGAUCUAUUGUGUCUGCUAUUCCAAUUUUCUCAAUGAUGAGUUUAAAGAUCCUGAAAAAGGUUAUUAAUGCAAUUCAACAAAGGAUGAAAAAUUAUUUUGGAAUGGAGCAAAUGAUCAUGACAAAAUCCCCUUAUUGGCAUGGGAUAAAAUCUGUCAAGCGAAAAUCAAGGGCGGUGCUAGGUUGA